Dipodomys spectabilis (banner-tailed kangaroo rat) is the source of this 1523-nucleotide messenger RNA. It is a transcript of the gene Dao, whose product is annotated as D-amino acid oxidase. Lineage: Eukaryota; Metazoa; Chordata; Mammalia; Rodentia; Heteromyidae. The coding region runs from base 118 to 1161 and encodes 347 amino acids. The transcript is spliced from 11 exons. Gene Ontology annotation, molecular function: D-amino-acid oxidase activity; FAD binding. The record is from RefSeq and is a predicted model, not a curated record.
AGAAGGCUUCCCCCCACACCCUACCUUGAUAAAAAGGAGUUUUCCUGCAGGAAACAGGACCCUGCACCCCAGAAGCUGCCACGUUCCUCCACAGGUCGGCUACGUGGGACCGGUCCGAUGCGUGUGGUGGUGAUCGGAGCGGGGGUCAUCGGGCUCUCCACCGCCCUGUGCAUUCAUGAGCGCUACCACUCCGUCCUGCAGCCGCUGGACAUCAAGGUCUACGCCGACCGCUUCACCCCACUCACCACCACCGAUGUAGCUGCUGGCCUCUGGCAGCCCUAUCUCUCUACCCCCAGUAACCCCCAGGAGAUGGAGUGGAACCGGCAGACCUUUGACUAUCUCCUGAGCCAUAUGCAUUCUCCCAACGCUGAGCAAAUGGGCCUGGCCCUGGUCUCAGGCUACAACCUCUUCCGCGAAGCCGUUCCGGACCCUCCCUGGAAAGACAUAGUUCUGGGAUUUCGGAAGCUCACCCCUAGAGAGCUGGAGUUGUUCCCUGAUUACAGCUACGGCUGGUUCCACACAAGCCUGAUUCUGGAGGGGCAAUUCUAUCUGCAGUGGCUGACCGAAAGGUUAAAAGAGAGGGGAGUGCAAUUCUUCCAGCAGAAGGUGAAGUCUUUGGAGGAGGUGGCAAGAGGAGGCGUGGACGUGAUCAUCAACUGCACCGGGGUGUGGUCUGGGACCCUGCAGCCGGAUCCCCUGCUGCAGCCAGGCCGGGGGCAGAUCAUCAAGGUGGAGGCCCCAUGGAUGAAGCACUUCAUUAUCACUCAUGAGCCAGGAAGCGGCAUCUAUAGGUCCCCGUACAUCAUCCCAGGGAUGCAUUCGCUGACACUGGGUGGCAUCUUCCAGCUAGGGAACUGGAGCGAGGUGAGCAGCAGCCAGGACCACGCCACCAUCUGGAAGGGCUGCUGCCACCUGGAGCCCACGCUGAAGAAAGCAAGAAUUGUUGGUGAAUUUACUGGCUUCCGGCCGGUUCGCCCCCAGAUCCGACUAGAAAGAGAAUGGCUUCGCUCAGGAUCAACAAGUACAGAGGUCAUCCACAACUAUGGCCACGGUGGCUACGGGCUCACAAUUCACUGGGGCUGUGCCCUGGAGGUGGCUAAGCUCUUUGGGAAAGUUCUAGAAGAAAAGAAGUUGUGCAGGAUGCCACCAUCCAACCUCUGAGGACUUUUCCGUGACCAAGAGGACUCCGCACACCCCUCAAUCUAGUAAUCAACAGUGUGCCCCGAUAAGCCCCCAUCCCUGGCUUCCCUGCACAAAAGUGACAGCUAAUUGGAGGAAAUGUCAAGGCCAUCAUUGGAGGGAAAUCCAGCCCCCCUCCACCCCCUCUGAUGGUACUCCUAGGCCUCUGGGUCUGAGACUGUGGACAAUUGAAGCUCUAAUCCCGCAAGUUCUCAGAAGAAAGGAAAACUCAGAAAAUCAAAGAAGCCAGCUGCUCAGAGGCAUGAGAAAAAAAAAAUGAGGUUAGCUAAGGUUAAGUAAUUGGAUCACAAGUCAUACUAAUGUAUUAAAGGUUUUGGAAAGAU